Molecule: messenger RNA, 3910 nt
Organism: Thermothelomyces thermophilus ATCC 42464
Lineage: Eukaryota; Fungi; Ascomycota; Sordariomycetes; Sordariales; Chaetomiaceae
Exons: 1
Coding region: 396-3860 (1154 amino acids)
Biological process (GO): ubiquitin-dependent protein catabolic process
Cellular component (GO): anaphase-promoting complex
Molecular function (GO): ubiquitin protein ligase binding
Source: RefSeq, a predicted model, not a curated record
UAGUGCAGGGUCGCCAUCUGGGCCGCCAUCUGGGCCGCCGCUCCAGCCGCCCGCCUUUAACGCCAGCGUAGGUCUGGGUCCCACGGUACAUGCUAGCACAGCUCCCACGCGACUCAGCCCACACUCGGCGUGCGGAAGAUCCGACGCCUGCUGACUGGCGCAAACGAUCUGUCGGUGGCCUGAUCUGCCGGCUUGGAGGGAAAAGCGUAAAGAAGGAAAGUGGCUGUUUGUAAACGGCAAUACUAGGUCCACUGCCCGGCAUCCGGCGCGUGGUGACACUCGCGACAUCCAGACGGCUUCUCCCAGCCCGCGCUGAGCACAAGCCAACAAGACCAUCAGCCUGGGGGUUCAAGAAGCUUGGAAAAGGGGGGGUGUCUUGAGGUGGUGACGCGACAAUGCCGGCUGCUGUAGCAUCCCACUGGAGGGAACGGCAACAGCGGGUGUUCCAGUCCGUCUUCCAGACGGAUGUCGCUCAGCCCACGCCGCAGUCUACAGCAAGCAACCUGUUUCCGGAACUUGGACAGCCAUGCGACAGACCCGCCGCGUCCUUGCUUGAUCAGCAAAAACAUACCCCCUCAAGCCGUGGCCACCCUAUCAGAGAAGAAGGCUCUUUUCAAAGAAAGGUUCUUGAUCCCUCCCUUCACACAGCCUCGCAGCCACCCCUUCCCUCCGCUGCAAUAGCAACAUCAGACGACCAGGCAGCUUAUGACCGCGCCUGGCACAUCGUAACCGCCCACAUCGCCCUCCCAUCAUCCGCCACAGCCGACAACUCGUUCCGCUCCUCCCCGAUCCCCACCACCACUACUACCAAUGCCAUCAGUCCUGCCCCUGAGUUGCAGCAGCAGCAGCAGCAGCAGCAGGCAUCGUCCAGAAGAAGACGCGGCCGGGACCGGGACGUUACCACCUCCACCUCCGCCUCCGCCUCCUUGGUUCCAGACCCAGGCCUAGGCAGCAGUGACUUCUACGAGGCCUUUGCCCUCCUCGUUAACGCACGCGCCCUGCUGCCCCAUGCCACCCGCACCGACGACAUCCUGGCUUGGCACGUCCGCAAGGUGCGCGCCCACUUUGCCCAGCACGUGAUCCCCCUUUUGGCGGGAUGCGCCGAUGAGGUCGGUGAUGGUCUUGAUGAUGAGUCUGGGGAUGGCGAUGCCGGUGACAGCGAGGGGCGGGGGGGUGAACAAGGCAGGGUUCAAGGCAGCCGCCGUCGGCAGAUAGGGAGGAAGGAGAAGGGGAAAGGGAAGGGACAUCACUACGAGAAACACAUGGUGAUCGUCAUGACCAGUAUUCGAAUGCUCGAGUCUGCGCUACGGCUCUAUUUCUGCGGCAUGGACCAGCUGUUGUCGGGGUUUGCCCGCCUAGCGGAUGUCGCCCCGGAUGCUGCUAGGGAAGCCCAGAUGAUCAAUGCUCGUUUUCGUCGGGACCUCCAUGCCCUUAUCAGUGGCUCGGUACCGAAGGGGUUGAUGAGGUCUGUCAAGGCCGUCCUUGUACGUCUUGCAAGCACGAUCCUUGGCAUUCCCACUCGGGACGAGUCUCGUGCGGAUGGCGAGCCAGCAGCGCGGCCGGCGGCCCCAGGCCCGGACGACUUAAAAGUCCAGGCCGCCAGGGAGCGGCUGAUUGAGCUGGUCCAGCAGCUCCGCAAUGUGGGUUUGACUGGCGAGCGCUUCCAAGUCUUGUUUGCGGAGGUCAUGGACGCCUUGAUGUCCGAGUUCGUCGUCGGGGCUUACGCAGGUCUCUGGUCUGCACCUGACGCUCGCUCGUUCUCCGCCACCAUGGACACGAUAUCGCGGGGCGCCGCGCAAUCUGUGGCGUCGCCCUGCAUCGCGUCUCUCAGCGACUGGGUUGAGAACCACUUUGCACGACUGAGCUUUGAGGUGCUGGCUUGCAUCGCGGUCAACCCCCAAGGGACGUUGCCAGUGACCCUGGCCGACCUCAAGACGUACCAGUCCCUCGCCCUCGGCCGUCUGGCAACUCUGCGUAUUAGGGAGUUGUUCGACAUCGUCUUGGCGUGGCCGGAGUCGCGCCCGGCUCUCGACGACCUUCGUGCCACUGUUACGACCUCCGCUCGCCGGAAGCAGUUAACGGAUAGCUUCUCUCGCGAUCUGCAGACACGCCUGCUGCAUCCGGGCUGCAGCACGCUCGAGAUCCUGCGAACCUACAUCUCCAUCAUCCGUACGCUGUACGCUCUCGACCCCAGCAAGGUGCUCCUGAGCCGGGUUGAGCCGGGUCUCCGGCUCUAUCUCUGUCAACGGGAGGACGCUGUUCGCGUAGUUGUGGCAGGCCUGCUCGCCAGCCGGGAGGAGAUGCGUGAAGCGAGGAAAGCAAGGGAGGUCCGGAAGGGGCAGCGCGAGGACACCCGCCCAGACGACGCCGCUGGCCAGUUCCACGACCUCGAAGAAGCCGCCAACAACCCCUUCGGCACUUCGGGUUCCUUCGGAACCACUCCCCGCGAGCAGACUCUCGAAACAGAGGUCGCCUCCGGUUAUGCUACAAAAACAACCUCAGCUCCCGCCAAAGACGUCCGCCACCCGACAAAGCUCGUCGAGCUCGCCCUCUUCCUCAACAACGACCCGUCCAUCCAACCCCAAUCCCGCAGCAGCCGCGCCGCACCAGCACCAUCCUCCGACGAUGCGGACCUGGAUUGGAACGACCUCUCCUGGUUGCCCGACCCCAUCGACGCUGGCGCAAACUACAAGCGGCCGAAGCGCAGCGAAGACGUCGUCGGCACGCUCAUCUCGGCACUCGGCAGUCAGGACGUCUUUAUCAAGGAGUUCUCCGCCGUCGUUGCCGAGCGGCUGCUGGCUCCGGCAGACGCCGAGCAGCGCUUUGAGCAGGAGCUACGCGUGCUUGAGCUACUCAAGCGCCGCUUCGGCGAGGCCAGCCUGCAGGCGUGCGAUGUCAUGAUGCGAGACGUGCUCGUUGACUCGAGGAGGGUGAACGCCGUCAUCUCUGGGGGAGCUGGGCGUGCCGCGGCUGCGCGGAAGGGGAGGGAGGCUGCUGCUGCUGCUGCUGUUGCUGCUGGUCCUGGCGCGUCCACUGGCGGUGGAGCGGGCCAGGAGGAAACGGAAUAUCAUGCUCGGAUCCUGUCGAGGCUGUUCUGGCCCGGUCUAGAGCGAGAGCAUUUCCUGCUACCCGCACCUGUUGUUGAGCGGCAGCAGAGGUAUGAGGCGGGGUACGAGGGGCUCAAGUCGCGGCGGAAGUUGACGUGGUUGAACCAAUUGGGUCAGGCGAGGGUCGAGAUUGAGCUGCGGGAUCGGACCCUCACGGUGGAUUGCAGCCCGGCCGAGGCGACGGUCGUGUAUGCUUUCCAGACGGAUGACGGUGCUACUGGCGAGGAUGGUAAUAAUGAUGAUGCUGAUGAUGGUCCGGUGGUGCAAAAGUCGGUGGAGGAACUCUACGAGCAGCUCCAGAUGGACGAGGAUCUGAUCACAGCUGCGCUGCAGUUCUGGGUCGGCAAGGGCGUCCUUCGCCGUGUCGGGGGAGCAAGCAGCAGCACUUACGCCGUCGCCGAGACGCUCAGGGAAGAGCCGGACCCUGCUGCCACCGCUGGAGGCCCAACCACCGAACCUGCCGCAGCUGAUCAGGCCAUGGAGGAAGAGCCCACUGCUGCCACAGCGGCCUCUAGCCAGGCCAUGUCGGCAAAGGAGCGCGAGCGUCGCGAGAUAUACUGGCGCUACAUCCAGGGCAUGCUUACCAAUGCUAGUGCGACUAUGCCGCUCACACAGAUGGCCAUGAUGAUGAGGAUGCUGAUUACCGACGGGUUUCCCUGGAGCGACGAGGAGCUGCAGGACUUCUUGGCAGAGAAAGUUGCCGAGGGGCUGAUGGAGCUUGUUGGGGGAAAGUAUCGGCUUGUUAAGAAGUGAAAGCCCAUACGCCCCUCUUCGUCGAGCUAGGAGAGAUUAUCCUGCCACCC